UCGAUUUUUGACAAUGGCGUUUUUAAUGAAAAAGAAGAAGUUUAAAUUUCAAACCAGUUUUACCCUUGAGGAACUAACGGCCGUGCCGUUUGUUAACGGGGUGCUCUUCUGUAAAAUCAGGUUGUUGGACGGUGGAGACUUCACAACUUCAUCAUCCAGAGAGGAGGUCCGGGAGAACUGUGUUCGCUGGAAGAAGAAGUUUUCCUUUGUCUGCAAGAUGAGCGCUAACCCUGCAACGGGAGUGCUGGACCCCUGCAUCUGCCGAGUCUCCGUCCGCAAGGAACUCAAAGGAGGAAAGACAUUUUCAAAGCUGGGUUUUGCUGACCUCAACCUGGCUGAGUUUGCGGGUUCAGGCUCCACCGUGCGCUGCUGUCUGCUUGAGGGCUAUGACACCAAGAACACCCGGCAGGACAACUCGAUAUUGAAGGUUACAAUUGGGAUGACGCUUUCGUCUGGAGAUCCUUGCUUCAAAACGCCCCCCAGCACAGCCAAGUCCAUAUUUAUCCCGGGGCAGGACCCCUCCCUACAGCUGGACUGUAAGGGCGAGGGGACUGGGGGCCCUACCACAAUGGGACGUACCCACAGAUCCAGGGCCCCAACUCUCAACUCAGGUCUGCCAGAAGAACCAGAUCAGAAUUUGUCCAGUCCAGAUGAGGUCUUCCGCUCUGGCCACUCACGCAACUCCAGCUAUGCCAGUCAGCACAGUAAGACAUCAGCCUGCAGCACAGAGCACUCCGGCUCCUCCAGCCAGACGGACCUCACCCACCGCCGCAACACCUCUACCAGCAGCAGCGCCUCCGGGGCCCCCAGCACCACUGGAGAGGCCCCCCCAGAGCCCGAGAAGGAGCCCAGCCGCCCCGAGAGACCCCCGCGCCCCCCACCUCCCAACCUGCUCUCCAACAGACCCUCCAGGCGAAAGAAGGACACAGUGGAGAGUCACCCCACUUGGGUUGAUGACACACGCAUCGAUGCUGACGACAUCGUGGAGAAAAUUGUUCAAAGCCAGAACUUUGCCGACGUCUGCAACAACGAAGACAGUAACCUGAGACUGUUUAUUAGCCGUGAUGGAACCACAGCACUGAGCGCAAUUCAGCUGGGGAACAGGGUGUCAGCCGGUGUGUUUGAGCCUGUAGUGAUUGAGAGUCAUUAGGACCCUGGCAGUUCUAGUCCUGCGGCAGAUGGAUCCUUGCCAUCCUUGGUCUCAUCCUGGCAUGUGGCUCCUACAGAUUCCCCAGAAAUGAAAGUGUCCUCUCCUGUGUGUGUGUGUGUGUGUGUGUGUG
Megalops cyprinoides (Indo-Pacific tarpon) is the source of this 1280-nucleotide messenger RNA. RefSeq names its product protein FAM102A-like. The transcript is spliced from 11 exons. The record is from RefSeq and is a predicted model, not a curated record. Bases 14 to 1150 code for a protein of 378 amino acids. Lineage: Eukaryota; Metazoa; Chordata; Actinopteri; Elopiformes; Megalopidae.